GUAAAACACUCACUAAUUAACAAUGCAUACGCUGCAGAUAUGUUUCCUUUUUGUACCAAAUUACACUGCUGCAAGAAUUAAAAAAAAAAAAAAAAGGCUCAUAUAUGGGAGUCGGCUCUUUCGCGAACGACACAUUACUGAUUCCCACGCGAAAAGACACAAUUUUGUAAUCAAUGUCCAAAACUGCAUGCUACCCUUGGGUCUAGCUCGUGGUCGACACAGUCAACCUGUUAAAAACUUACUAAACAAAGUAUGAACAGCUUCAGGUUGGAAAACGGAUGUAGUGUAUCCGAGUGCGCCGGUUGAGGAAGUGAAUCCAUAGCAAUGCUGGCCCAGCUGCAGAGGUACGACGAGAUCGCUUUUAGGAAUGACAGCUGUGUGUUUGAUCGCGGCGCUGGUAAUUGCUGUGAAAUCAGAAUAUGUCAUCUCUGAUAAAUGGACUACUGUAGCAGUAAACAGCACUCCACUGGAAACGAACGAUUGGCAUCGAAGGGCAGUUACAGCGACUUCGUCUGCACUAAAAAACAAUGAGUGUGCCAAGGUGAUGACACUACCUCCCGCCCAGCGCUGCGAGUUUGUUCUGAACACCACAGACUGUCAUGUCGAGUGCGGCUUCAUUAAUUACUCCUGGGUCACUUUUUGCUUAUUUCCUCCUAAACUUUUGCCCCUUGCUAUUUUUAUCUAUGUUCUGUGGCUGUUGAUUUUGUUCCUGGUUCUUGGACUGAUUGCAUCAGAGUUUUUUUGUCCCAACCUCUCUGCUAUCUCCUCAACUUUGAGGCUGACACAUAAUGUGGCUGGAGUGACAUUUUUAGCCCUUGGUAAUGGGGCUCCGGAUGUGUUCAGUGCCAUGGCUGCUUUCUCACGUCCGCAGACAGCUGGUCUGGCCAUCGGAGCUUUGUUUGGGGCAGGCAUCUUUGUGACCACAGUGGUUGCUGGGAGUGUUGCCCUAGUGAAGCCUUUCAAUGUGGCAUCUCGCCCUUUCUUGCGUGAUGUCAUCUUCUACAUGGCUGCUGUCUUCUGGACUUUCAACAUUCUCUAUAAGAGAGAGAUUUUACUGGAAGAAGCCCUAGGAUAUUUGGGACUGUAUUUGCUGUAUGUUAUAACUGUGGUGGUGAGUGCAUAUAUUUAUAACUGCCAGUCACGCUCCCUCCGUGAGCCGCUACCGAACACUGCAGAGUUUAGCCAAGAGGAGGAGUUUGAGCCUUUGAUCUCCUCCAAUGAGUCAACCAGUAGGGUUUUCCUGAGAUCUAUUAACCCUUUAGAUUCAAGGAGCUGGAGGAGGAUGCACUGGGGCUGGAAAGUGCUGAAGAUCAUUCAGCUGCCAUUUGAAGUGAUGUUGCUGCUGACGGUUCCAGUUGUGGAUACUGAUAAGAAGGAACAUAAUUGGAAACGUCCUCUUAACUGCCUGCACCUUAUCACUGGGCCACUGGUGUGUGUGCUUACCUUCAACUCAGGGACAUAUGGUCUGUACCUCAUUGAUGGAGAGUUUCCUGUGUGGAUGCUCAUAGCCCUUGUUGGAGCCUUCCUCUCAGGCAUAGUCUACUGUUCUACCAUUAAUGAGCAUCGUCCUCUUUACCACUUUCUCUUCUCUUUACUGGGAUUCAUAGUCAGUGCUUUGUGGAUCAACACAGUGGCUUCAGAAGUUGUGGGAGUGUUGCACCUGCUGGGCAUCGUCCUUCAUUUGAGUAAUACUGUCCUGGGACUCACACUUCUUGCAUGGGGAAACAGCAUUGGAGAUUGCUUUGCUGACAUCACGAUAGCACGGCAGGGCUACCCCCGAAUGGCCAUUUCUGCCUGCUUUGGAGGCAUAAUUUUCAACAUGCUGUUCGGAGUUGGUCUUGGCUGCCUGUUGCAGAUGUUCAAACAUCGUAAUUUCAUUAUGCUGGAGUCAGAGGGUUUGCUGUGUUGGGUGCUGGCAGCAGCAUUGGGUCUCUCUCUGGUCUUCUCAUUUGUGCUUGUUCCUCUGCAGUGCUUUCACCUGAGCCGAGCCUAUGGAAUCUUCUUACUGCUCUUCUAUGUUGCCUUUCUCAUCAUUGCACUCCUUACAGAGUUUGGAAAGAUCCAAAUGUAAACCUAGCACUUAAACUGGUUGUUGUAAAUUGUUUGGUUUAAACAAGAAGGUAGAAUAAGCCAAGAGAUUCAAUUCAUGUUUUUAUUUAAAAUAGUUUAAAAUGAAAUAUUAAAACAUACUAUUUACAAUAAUUUACAGUAUGCUGCCAGAGCUAAUCUGAUUUUAAUUUAGUUAAUUACUAUGGACUGUGGUGACAGGAAGUGCUUUAUUUUGAAGAAGUGAAGGUGUUCAGUGAACCGUUCAGUGUUUGUGCUAGCUUGAGUAUGAAGCCCAAGAUGAAAAGGUCCACCUGCCUUUUUGUUUUCUUUGUAAGCCGCAGCAUAAUAGCCAAUAAAGUGUUCAGUUUGAAUGCCAUCUGUCUUCGCAAUUUUCCAAUGCUUCCACUAUAAAAUACUGGCUGCAUGUAUGCAGGAAGGUUGUUACUAAACUGCAGACUUUUUCAAUGGUGUAAAAGCAGUAAUUUAUUUUUUUAAAAGUCAAAAUCCCAUGUUUUUUUGAAGCAGUGUGGCUGUUGAGUCUGGAUGAUUGAGUUUUAUUUUAAUAAACACAAUCCUUGUUUGGAAAAAGAA
Molecule: messenger RNA, 2640 nt
Organism: Neoarius graeffei (lesser salmon catfish)
Lineage: Eukaryota; Metazoa; Chordata; Actinopteri; Siluriformes; Ariidae
Gene: slc8b1
Product: solute carrier family 8 member B1
Exons: 14
Coding region: 368-2071 (567 amino acids)
Biological process (GO): calcium export from the mitochondrion; intracellular calcium ion homeostasis
Cellular component (GO): membrane
Molecular function (GO): calcium:sodium antiporter activity
Source: RefSeq, a predicted model, not a curated record